Messenger RNA from Stereum hirsutum FP-91666 SS1, 1764 nucleotides. Its product is annotated as acyl-CoA dehydrogenase NM domain-like protein. NCBI's taxonomy places the organism in Eukaryota, Fungi, Basidiomycota, Agaricomycetes, Russulales, Stereaceae. Gene Ontology annotation, molecular function: oxidoreductase activity, acting on the CH-CH group of donors. The transcript has 9 exons. The record is from RefSeq and is a predicted model, not a curated record. Bases 1 to 1764 code for a protein of 587 amino acids.
AUGCGAAUCGAAGAGGGAUUUCAGCAGACGCCUUAUGAUGUCCUCCAUCCGUACGCUGAUGAUACGGUCCUACCUAGUCUCCUACGACGAUUGCUGCCGCAGAGUGCCCGCGAAGAAAUAGAAGCGGAUUUGAUACGAUGUGGGAAACGUCUCGUCGAAGAGAUACGUCCUCUUUCAGCCAUAGUUCACCACCCAACUUUGGUUCAGUAUGACCACUGGGGCCAUCGAGUGGACGAACUCCACACUUCUGAAGGGUGGCGUAAGUUGGAAGAGUUCGGCAUCAAGGAGGGUUUUGUUUCGAUUGCGUACGAAAGGAAAUAUGAUGCGUUGAGCAGGGUUUAUUCGUCCGCAAAGAUACUAGCCAUGACGGGUGAUUGCCAUGUAGUUAUGUGCCCGUUGGGUAUGACGGAUGGUGCCGCCAGAAUAAUUGAGGUGUCAGGGACGGAAGAGAUGAAACGAGAGUUAUUGCCUAGGUUGAUCAGUCGUGAUCCGUCCUUCGCAUAUAUGGCGGGACAGUGGAUGACGGAGCGUCCUGGCGGCUCCGACGUCUCCCAGUCCGAAACCACUGCGAUACCGACAACUCGCAUCCCGUCAGAUCUUGGCCCCCCCUACCUUCUCAGCGGCUUUAAGUGGUUUUCUAGUGCUGCAGAAGGCAACAUGGCCGUCGCCCUCGGCCGUACAAGUCCAGUAUCCCAAGCACCCGGGUCUCGUGGUCUCUCCCUCUUCGUCAUACCCCUCCGUCAUGGUGCUUAUCCAACACCGCUCAGCAAUGGAGUGCGGAUGCAUAGGCUGAAGAACAAGUUUGGAACGCACGGUGUGCCUACUGCCGAGCUCGAGUUGGAAAAUACAAGAGGAUGGUUAAUUGGGGAACUUGGACAGGGCGUGAAGACUGUCGCGACCGUGCUCAACGUCACCAGGAUCCUUUCUGCUCUCCAUUUGUCGGGAAGCUUACAGCGAUCCAUUUCCAUCGCACGAUCAUACGCUCUAGUCCGCACUAUCGAUGGAGGGAAAACACUGCUCAGCAACGCACCUCUUCAUGUGGCUACCCUGGCCGACGCCACACUUCUCUACCGGGCUGUCACCUAUAUGGCAUUCGGCACCAUCGAGCUUCUGGGAAAGAGUGAAUGCGGGGCAGCAAGUGAAGAAGAGGAGAUGCGGCUUAGGAUGCUGACUCCGGCCGUGAAGGCAUAUGCAUCUGUCAGAUGUCCGACGGCAAUGGAAGAGAUGAUGGGUGCGCUUGGAGGGUUGGGGUAUAUGGAAGAAGUGGGAAUCGGGAGAUUGAUCAGAGACAGCUUAGUGGAGAGAAUCUGGGAGGGAACUGUCAAUGUUCUCGCCCUUGAUCUUGUCCGAGCAACGAAGAAGCCGAGGGUGGUGGAAAGCUACAUGGCGUGGGCUCAAUCCGUGAUCUCGUCAAGUGCUGGAGUCAUGGAGCUUUCCGCUGCCCGCAAGACUAUAGAGCGCCUCCAAGGGCUCUUACAGAACCUCCUUCGGCUCCUCUCCCACGCACUCACCAACCCUCUCCUGCCACGUAUCGCCCUGAAUUAUUUUGCCAGCAUUUCUUGUGGCCUUUAUCUGCUCCAGCACGCCAUCUGGUCGGUGGGCAAUAAAGAACAGGCUUGUGACGUUGAUCUUGAAGCAUUCCGGCGAUGGGUGGACGAAGGAGACAUGCAUACUUAUGCGCAAGAAGCAGAGGCGGUUCUGUCAGAAGACAAUAUAGCACGAGCAAAGCUCAAUUCGCAGCUGGUGUAUGGAGCCAAGCUUUGA